This is a messenger RNA of Pieris macdunnoughi, 1164 nucleotides long. The record is from the annotation of a GenBank genome assembly. NCBI's taxonomy places the organism in Eukaryota, Metazoa, Arthropoda, Insecta, Lepidoptera, Pieridae.
AUGUUACUACAAAUGAAAGUGUAUAUGAUUUCAGUAUUAUAUUUCUUUGGAAUAUUGUUUAUAUUACUUUUUCCACCUAGAAAUUUUGAGCAAUCUGGCGCCAAAAUGAGAAACGUUCGAAGUACAGGCAGUUCUUUGAAAUACAUGGAGUAUUUUGACGAAAAGAACAUUAUAGAAGUCACAAAUAGAAUGGGUCUUGAAGAUCCAGAAAUGGUUCAUGUUGUACAUUUGUCCCCUCGCACUUUACAUAAUAACACCAUCGUAGCUUUGGAACUCCGCAGUGAUAAGCAUACUAGAAAGCCGGGGAUACUUGUUAUCGGCACACUAAAUGGAAUGGCAUGGGGAGCUCCAAACUCCAUCAUAGAACUAGCCGAAAAGUUGCUUUAUGAUGCAAAUUAUCAAACACCCUUCUUCAACGAUUAUGAUUGGUACCUCAUUCCACUUGUCAAUCCCGAUGCUAUAAAUUUCACGAAAUCUCUUCGGUCUUUCUCAACAAUAAACCACAUGGUAUGGGCUCGCAAUGUGACGGCCAGGAACAAUACCAAGCCUUCAGAAUGGUAUAAGAAUGUUGAUUCAGUUACUCAAGAAAAAUGCUUUGGUACAAAUAUUAACAGGAACUUCGCAUAUCAUUGGCAAGAUGAUGUUCACAAAACUCCAGAAAAUUGUUCCCAGUACUAUCCUGGACCAAAACCAUUCUCAGCACCCGAGUCCCAAGCCCUCCAAAGAUACAUUCACAAGCUCGGAGACGCUAUAAAUUUUGCUAUUCACGUUGAAGGAAGUUUUGUCCCAAAAAAGGAAUACAUUUUAUACCCCUGGCAAUACACGCUAAGACCACCAAGUAAUGGAAGGACCCUGCAGGCUAUUGGUGAAUACGCGGCACGUCAAGCAAGAUUACCAGAUGGUCGGCUUUACGAGGUUCAUCAGAACAGUAACGAUGGUCGCGUUGCGGGUUCUCUUACCGAUUACAUUUCCGGCGUUUUGGGAACUGAAUUAGUUUUUCUUGUCAAGCCUUAUCAUCCUAAGUAUCCCAAUAUUUCUGAUACGUUCAUACUAGAAACAUACGUCAAGAAAACGAUAACAGCCUUGCUGAGUUUAGUUCGAGGAUGGCGAAGUAGCACGAAACAAAAUACACUUUCAUUCUUUGGAAAGGACGUGGAGUUCUAG